Molecule: messenger RNA, 723 nt
Organism: Trichomonas vaginalis G3
Lineage: Eukaryota; Parabasalia; Trichomonadida; Trichomonadidae
Product: phosphorylase superfamily
Exons: 1
Coding region: 1-723 (240 amino acids)
Biological process (GO): nucleoside catabolic process
Cellular component (GO): cytosol
Molecular function (GO): adenosylhomocysteine nucleosidase activity; methylthioadenosine nucleosidase activity
Source: RefSeq, a predicted model, not a curated record
AUGACAACAAUUGCAUUUUUAUGCGCACUCAAAGAAGAAGAAGAAGCAAUCUCUAAGAAAUUCCAAGAAACAUGUGAAGCUAAGGUCGAAAAAAUCAGUUCUUAUACAUUUAAAGUGUUUACUAAAGGUAAUGUAAAAAUUAUUAUCACAAUUUGCGGCUGUGGCAAAGUUAACGCCUCAAUCACUGCAACACUUACUAUUGUUACAUACAAACCAGACUAUGUAAUCAACUGUGGCGUUGCUGGUGGCUUCGAUAAACAACAAAAGAUCCUCGACUGGGUCAUUUCUACGAAUUUUGUAUAUCACGAUGUUGAUAUAGAAUGCUUGGGAUUCAAACCAGGCCAAUUACUCGGAGAACCAACCGAAUUUGAUGCAUCUGCAAAAUUAGUUAAUUUAAUAAAAGAAUUGGAGAAAGAAAACAAAUUCCCAAUGAACAUAUUUUAUGGAACAAUUGCAUCUGGCGAUCAAUUUGUUUCAACCGAUGAUCAAGUCCAGAGAAUUCAAAAGAAGUUCCCAUCAGUCAUCUGUGUCGAAAUGGAAGGAUGCGCUAUAGCCCAUGCUUGUAGCAAAUUUAAUGUUCCUGUCCUUGCAAUUCGUGCUUUAUCUGACAUUGCCGUUUCUGAGCAUGAUAACUCAGUUGAUUUCACAAGAACAUGUGUUGUUGCCUCUGAAAGAGCUGCAAAUCUUGCUUAUUUGAUUGUAGAAAAUUUCAAUGCAAAAUAA